Molecule: messenger RNA, 2718 nt
Organism: Cololabis saira (Pacific saury)
Lineage: Eukaryota; Metazoa; Chordata; Actinopteri; Beloniformes; Belonidae
Gene: lrit1b
Product: leucine-rich repeat, immunoglobulin-like and transmembrane domains 1b
Exons: 4
Coding region: 160-2112 (650 amino acids)
Cellular component (GO): endoplasmic reticulum membrane
Molecular function (GO): protein binding
Source: RefSeq, a predicted model, not a curated record
GAUUCCGACCAGUAGGAACAGUUUGGAGCUGUGAGCCUGUGAACCAUACGAUGCAUCCGAUGUCCCGUUAGUCCGCUUUGCAGCGCCUUUUUAAAAAAGUAUUUAUUGCUAUUACCGGUAGUUUAGUUUCUCAGAGUUGUGUCCGCUUGUAGGGGAAACAUGAGUCCACACUUUGCUGCUGCUUUUUGUUUGGCUUUAGUUUUUCUUCCUCCGGUGAGCGCCUCAUGUCCUCUGCAAUGCAGCUGCUUCUUCCACAAGCAGAGCGACGGCUCUAAAGCAAGGAGUGUGCUCUGCAAUAAUCCAGCAAUCUCUUCUGUCCCAUCAAAUUUCCCCAUUGACACAUCAAAGUUGCGUAUAGAGAAGACAACUAUUUCACGCAUUCCCAACGACAGCUUUCACUACCUCAACGAUCUGGAGUUUCUCUGGAUGUCUUUUAAUUCCCUGAACUCACUGAAUGCUGGUAGUUUCCGGGGACUUUGCAACUUGGAUGAGCUCAGGUUGGAUGGAAACUCUCUCACAUCCUUCCCCUGGGAAUCUCUGACUGAGAUGCCGAUCUUGAGGCUCCUCGACCUCCACAACAACAAGAUCUCUGCCAUCCCUGCCUCGGCCAGCACGUACAUAAAGAACAUCACCUAUCUGGAUUUAUCAAGCAACAGUCUCACCACUCUCCCAGCUGAUGUCCUCACGUUGUGGCUGAGUGUGAAGCCAGCUCAAGACUCCGAUUCCUCCAAAUUAAUUCUGGGUCUUCACGACAACCCCUGGUUGUGUGACUGUCGACUGUACGAUCUGGCUCAGUUUCAGAAGUCCCCCUCAUCGUCCGUGGCUCUCAUCGACACUGGGUUGAGGUGUUCUGAUCCAGAAAGCCUGUCGGGUGUUUUUUUCAACGAGGUGGAGCUGCAGAGGUGCCAGCUGCCCCGGGUGCACACGGCCGUGGCCCGUGUCCGAAGCUCUCUGGGCAACAACGUCCUACUGCGCUGCGGCACGUCUGGAGUCCCCAUCCCCGAGCUGUCCUGGAGCCGUGCUGAUGGCAAGAAAAUGAAUGGCACAGUUCAAGAAGAGAUUUCAAAGGAAGGCAUCAUUUGGUCAAUCCUGAGUGUGCCUGCAGUCGCAUACACAGAUUCUGGGAAAUAUGUGUGCAAAGCAACCAACUUUGUGGGCGCCACAGAUGCUAUAAUCUCCUUGGUGAUCACGGACUCCAUCCAGUCGGAGGAAUCGCUUGGUGGCGUUUCUCGGAGAGGAAGAGGGAGGAAGGCUGGUGCCGUUGGAAGGGCAGCAUACCAGGAGAAACUCAUUGCCAGAUAUGUUCCCCCACCUACCAGAGCUCCUUCCCAGCCCAUUAUUGAACCUCUUAAUAGCAAAGGUGUGACUGGGAAGUAUGAGGUUGAGAGCUACAGUGUCUCUGACGAUGGUUCACAGAGUAAACUGCAAGACCCCAAGAAGCCGGGGAAGGGGGUUCAAGAUGCUUUAGGUAACUUAACAGCCAAUGCUUCAUCUUUACAGCAAGCUCCUGAGAAGAGAGUGGUGCGCUCUGUGAAGGUAAUUGGAGACACUGACCACACGGUCUCUCUGAACUGGCGAGCACCCACUGCCACAAAUGUAACAGAAUUCAGCGUCCUAUAUGCCGUUUUUGGAGACAGAGACAUGCGGCGCAUCAAUGUUAGUGCUGGAAAGAACCGGAUUACCAUCGAAGGCCUUGUGCCAAAAACAAAGUACAUUGCUUGUGUUUGCGUCAAAGGACUGAUACCAAAAAAGGAGCAGUGUGUAAUCUUCUCAACAGACGAGGCCGCCAGUGCCAGUGGCACUCAGAAGCUCAUCAAUGUGGUGGUGAUAACGGUGGCGUGCGUGAUCGCCGUCCCCCUGACGCUGAUCGUGUGCUGUGGGGCACUAAAGAGACAUAUCCAAAGACUGUUGGGGCGACAACCAAAGGACAUCCAGGACUCGUAUGUCACAUUUGAGACUCUUGGCCCAGGGGGCAAACCUAAAGGGAUGGAAGGCGAAUAUCUGACCAGGCUAAAUCCUGAUGAAUCCAACAGGCUGCUGUCAGCCAGGACCAGCCUAGAUUCAGAGGCCAUAGCCAGGACUGAAGGCUUACCUAAUGAGUAUUUCUGCUAAAACCAAACAGAACCUCAAUCACCGCUGAAUACACUUUUGUUUUGCCUCUGGUGUUGCUAGAUAAAGUGCUGGGCUGCUCAGAGACUCAUUAACCUCAAAUGUGUCUCUAUUAGGGGUCUUCAGAGAUCACUGUCAGCCCUGGAUGUACUGUAUGAGAUUAUUUUACAGCCUUUUUGGAAUAAAACCAGCCAAUCAUUUGGCUGAAAGCAAAAAAAAAAAGGGAAGAUAAUUACAACGACAUGGUUUAAAUAUUGCUAUGAGUGAUUGCAUUUUUGUUACGUUUCUUUCAUUUUGUCACGGACUGUUGAAGGUGAUUUGUUUGAUGAGAAAAUUGUCUUGAUAACCUAAACUCUCAUAAACCCAAUACAUUUUUUUCUCUUUCUUUUUUUUUCAGGAAUUAACUUCUUUAUGUUGAAAUUUAUAUUUAAAACAGAAAAUGUUUAGAGAACCAGCAGUCUGUCAGUCAGUAUGAUGUUAAUGUGCCAGGUUUACUGUUGGCUGUGAAACCUAAUAUACAAUGCAUUUUAUAACAUGUAAAUAUUUAUAACCUCGAAUUUAUGUGUAUGUGCAAAUAUACUCAAUGAAAAUAAAUAUUUUUUAUAUGGA